Neurospora tetrasperma FGSC 2508 is the source of this 1601-nucleotide messenger RNA. RefSeq lists its product as uncharacterized. Gene Ontology annotation, cellular component: membrane; cytoplasm. The coding region runs from base 329 to 1303 and encodes 324 amino acids. The transcript has 4 exons. The record is from RefSeq and is a predicted model, not a curated record. Lineage: Eukaryota; Fungi; Ascomycota; Sordariomycetes; Sordariales; Sordariaceae.
CGCUACGUUAACGAUAAGAAGCCAGUGGCGACGUCAUCGACCCUCUCUUCCCAUUUCGCAUCGAUCAUCAGUUCUUGGUUUCCAGUCCAACGAAGCAGAAGAACCGCACACGGCAACACGGGUUGUUCGUUGUGUUGUUGGUCCAGGCUUGUUGUCGUACUCGCACUAUUUGACAGGAACCCGCGGAAACCUUGAUUCAGAUCCUUUCUCUACUCGGACCCUGAACCUGUCACUCAUCUCCGCUGUCAUCCUUUCCUGCUGCCACCUAGUGCGCGCCUACUCUGCCGACGCCUCUUGACUACACUAAUACCUCUCCUUGAUCGUCAUCAUGUCCUGGGACCUCACCCGUCGUCGAUGGAUGCGACGGUUGAACAGCAAAUAUAUCUUUGACCGCUUUCCCCUAUUGCAUGCCAUUGUCUUCAUAAUCGAAAUGACCAUUAUCGCCCGGCUCACGAGCCGGUUCAACCAGUUCUACAAUGAACGACCUGGUGCGUUUUCCAAGUCCCAUUCUCCUAACGCGGCGGGUUCGAGUCGCGGCGGGUUCGAGUCGCGGCCAUGUUUUCACACGUCACGUACGCUUUCGUUGCCCUGCGCAACCAUGGCUAACAAAAGUGCCAUGGCAGUGCUCACGAUGAUGGUGACCAAUGCGGUCCUGGCUGGUGUCGCCGAUACGGUAGCCCAGUCCAUCACGGCGGUCCGGCAACGUGCCGUCCGCAAGUACCCACCCGGCCGAGGCCCGAACGCGCGCGACGACUUUGUUGCCUACGAGAUUCACGAGCUCGACCGGAAGAACCCCCUCAACGAACAAGAGCUGAUCCCCGAGUCGCGGGACCUGCCGCCCCCGUUCGACUUUGAGCGGCUGACCCGCUUCAUGGCGUUCGGCUUCUGCAUGGCGCCCUUGCAGUUCAAGUGGUUCGGAUUUCUUGAGCGAUGCUUCCCCAUCACCAAGAAGAACGCCUACCAGUCGGCUUUGAAGAGAGUGGCUUUCGACCAGCUCAUCUUUGCGCCCUUUGGUCUGGCCUGCUUCUUCACGGCCAUGACGCUGGCCGAGGGCGGUGGAAAGAGAGGCGUGUAUGAGAAGAUGAGGGAUCUGUAUGUGCCGACGCUCAAGGCGAACUACGUGCUUUGGCCGGCGGUCCAGGUUAUUAACUUUCGGUUGAUGCCCGUGUCGCUCCAGCUGCCAUUCGUUUCCACUGUUGGUAUCGCUUGGACAGCCUACCUUUCACUCACCAAUGCCGCUGAGGAUGUGCAGCACACCACCCCUCAUCGGGCACCUGGCUCUCCCGACAUUCGUCUAUCCUAAAGAAUAUCUGCGCAACGACAUGAACAGCAUUGUACACCUGCCGGGUUGCCUUUGUCCCUGUUUUUUUGUCGCGGAGAGGGGAAUUGUAAGAGAGUUCACGGAAGGGGUUCGGAGGAUAAGUACUAUACCACGGCACUUCUUUCAUACAGCUGACCGACCUCAAGGCGUCUUGGAGUUUUGACCGAGGGUAGCAUUGCCCUCUUCUUUCUUUCCGUUCGUUGUAUCUAGCUAGACCCAGUCUCAGUUGAAACAUAGAACCACCUGGCGUUACUUCUCACAGCUUGUGAUGUACCUGGCG